GAACAUAUUUUAACUGCCUCAGUUGACAAUGCCACUUGAUACUUGCAUUUGAGUUAUUAGAGUUUGGAGUGUUUCAGCUGGAAUAAUUAUUUCAAGUAUAGUGUGAAAAUUAUCAAAUUUUAAAUUUUCAUAUAGCGCAGUGUGACAGUCUCAACAAUGAAUAGACAAGAAAUACAACGUAAUAUAUUUUACUCAGACAGAUAUUAUGAUGAUGAAUAUGAAUACAGGCAUGUUGUCCUUCCCAAAGAGAUGGUUAAAUUAGUGCCGAAAACGCAUUUGAUGACUGAGGAUGAAUGGAGAAGUAUUGGGGUGCAACAAAGUAAGGGUUGGAUACAUUAUAUGACACACUCACCAGAACCACACAUAUUACUCUUCAGAAGGCCCAUCACAUCACCACCACCACCACAAGAAAACUAGUCUAGAAAAUGAGAAAGAUUUGUAUAUAAUGUUUAUAUUGUAUGUUAGUUUGGUGUGAGAGAUUUUUUGGAUUCCACAGUUAUUGUUCCUUUCCAAAUAUCUUCUAAGAUUCAAUCAAAAUUUCUACUGUCUUAUAACCAAGGUGCAACAAUCCCAUUUUUGUUUCAUCUCUACUUUUUUAACAUGUAGGAGGGGGAGUACAUCUAAAUAAUAUGUAUUUGGAAUGGUUAAAAUUUUUACUGUCCAUUCAUUGUACUGUAUUAAUAAAAUAUUAGCUCUUUGAUACUUACCUUAACUAAAUUAGAAAUUUAUUUGUAUUCGUUAGUUUUUUGUAAUUCUGUUAAUGUCGAAUUUAUAUUUACUGUUCCCUUAUUAAUCAGGAAAUUUUUCAAACUACUUGUAUUGAAUAAUAACUAAAAAUAUUCUUGUUUCAAAGCAACAUGUUCAUAUAAUUUUAUGUAAUUUUUUCAUAUUGAAAUUAUGAAUGUCUUCGUACCAUGGGUCAACAAUUAGAACAAUAUUGACAAGCAACAAUGAAUUAAUUUAUUUCAAAUAAUUCAAAUCAAAAUUAAGUUAAAUUGAUACUACUGAUUCAAGAAUUUUUCCCAGUUAAAUAAGGUAGAGAUGUCUUUUUGUAGUAAUCAUCAUUUAGGAGUUAUUUAGUGAAACAUAUUUAGUAGAAUUUAAUAACACUGACCAAACCUCACUCCAUAAUAUGCCAACAGGAAUGAAAUGUCUUGCUUAUUGAAGCAGGCGGAUACAAAUACUUAGUUGAUAUGUUUCUGUGUCCUCGUUUUUACUUACUUUUAUAAAUAAAAUAUUUUGUUAUAAAUUA
Messenger RNA from Leptinotarsa decemlineata (Colorado potato beetle), 1252 nucleotides. Its product is annotated as cyclin-dependent kinases regulatory subunit. Lineage: Eukaryota; Metazoa; Arthropoda; Insecta; Coleoptera; Chrysomelidae. The record is from RefSeq and is a predicted model, not a curated record. Gene Ontology annotation, molecular function: cyclin-dependent protein serine/threonine kinase regulator activity.